Messenger RNA from Mollisia scopiformis, 945 nucleotides. RefSeq names its product GPI anchored cell wall protein. The record is from RefSeq and is a predicted model, not a curated record. The transcript has 3 exons. Bases 1 to 945 code for a protein of 314 amino acids. Lineage: Eukaryota; Fungi; Ascomycota; Leotiomycetes; Helotiales; Mollisiaceae.
AUGAAGACGAUCUUCUCGUCUCUUUUCCUUGCUGCGGGAGCAAAUGCAAUCAUCACUCGUUGGGCUCCUUGCUGCUUCCAUCUCUCUGCAUCAGGUGCCGUGACCGGAACUGUCGGUCAACUUGAUGAUGGACAGAACCGUGUCAAUGGACCUCUUUCUCCUGCCGAAUACUGCAUCGCUGAUGGUGCUAUCACUGAUGCCAAUGGUCGUGGAUGUAUCCUGACUCCUCCAACCUCUCAAUGGCAAUGCGACACUGGAGCCACUCCUACAUCAGGCUUCAGCGUCGCCUGUGAUGGAACGGUUGCCUACAAUGGCGGCACAACCUUCUACGAAUGCCAAACAGGAGAUAAUGGCGAAGCAAACAUCUACCUCACCCCCGGCGGAACGAACUGCGGUGAAAUCACCCUGAAAGCAGAUGGCUGCGGCUCCUGUCCCCCUCCACCACCACCUCCACCAACAACCUGCCCCACAAACCUAAACGGCAACUACGAAUUCCCCCACCUCAUCAUCCCAAUCGACUCCUCGAACCCCAACUCCGCGGCAGGCACCAGCUACUUCGGCGAAGUCUCCUCAACCAUCUCCUCAAUCUUCAAUUUCGACAUCCCCGCCUCGGACUCCGGGAAAACCUGCUCCCUCAUCUUCCUCUUCCCCCUUCAAUCCCAACUGACAACUUCCUCUUUCACCUUCAGUGGCAAUGGCGCCAUUGACUUCUCUCUCCUAAGCGGAGUUGCGACGGUAUCUACGAGCUAUGCGAAUGCGCCGUCAGUGGAGACGGACUAUGGUUCUAUCACGGUGGCGCCGGGGAACUCGUAUAAUGUGGCGACGUUUGCUUGUCCGGCAGGGGAGGCGGUUAGCUUUGAGUUGAAGGCCGUGGGGGAUACUUGUUUGAAUUAUUUCCAGGAUUAUAAUCCGAGCCCGAUUGGGGUUUAUAUUACCACUUGUUGA